Molecule: messenger RNA, 885 nt
Organism: Cricetulus griseus (Chinese hamster)
Lineage: Eukaryota; Metazoa; Chordata; Mammalia; Rodentia; Cricetidae
Source: RefSeq, a predicted model, not a curated record
AUGCUGGGGGUCUCUGCCAAGCAAGGGCUAGAGCUGAGCUUGGAAAUGACACUGAGUUUGUACCCCCUGGAUGCCUGCAACUGCAACCUCCACGCUAGGCGCUGCAGAUUCAACAUGGAGCUCUACAAGCUGUCAGGGCGCAAGAGUGGGGGUGUCUGUCCCACCUGCCCCCAAAAUCCGGCGGCCCGCCACUGCCACUACUGCAAGGAGGGCUUCUACCGAGACAUGGGCAAGCCCAUCACCCACCGGAAGGCUUGCAAAGCCUGUGAUUGCCACCCUGUGGGUGCUGCUGGCAAGACCUGCAAUCAAACCACUGGCCAGUGUCCCUGCAAGGACGGCGUGACAGGCAUCACCUGCAACCGCUGUGCCAAAGGCUACCAGCAGAGCCGCUCCCCCAUAGCCCCCUGCAUCAAGAUUCCUGUAGCGCCGCCCACCACCGCAGCCAGCAGUGUGGAGGAACCGGAAGACUGUGACUCCUAUUGCAAGGCCUCCAAAGGGAAGCUGAAGAUGAACAUGAAGAAAUACUGCAGGAAAGACUAUGCGGUCCAGAUCCACAUCCUGAAAGCGGACAAAGCAGGAGACUGGUGGAAGUUCACGGUGAACAUCAUCUCCGUGUACAAGCAGGGAACGAGUCGUAUUCGCCGCGGUGACCAGAGCUUGUGGAUCCGCUCUCGCGACAUCGCCUGCAAGUGCCCCAAAAUCAAGCCCCUCAAGAAAUACCUGCUGCUGUUCACUGCUGAGCACUCUCCUGACCAGACCUCGCCUGGCGUCCACCGAAGCCCCUUAACUAGUGCCGAGGGCCAGCUAAGCAACAAGACAUCAAUCCACCAAGGCAUCCUGCCCUGCCCACUCCCUCUGCCUCCCCCGGAUUGCCUGGUCAGAUGA